UUUUGCUUAUUUUAGAUUUUUCCCUAAGAGUUUUGUAUUCACUCCAUACACCCGUAUCCAACAAGCUAUAAUCAGUAUACGCCAGAGCGGCGUACCUAGGUAAGCACCUACAACGAAUCACGUUUGUUGGAGCCUCGUUAUGAAUUAUUAACUAACGACUAUACUACUUGUCUACUUAUGUUAUUAAUUAUUAUCGUCUUUCGAGUUUCGAAUACAAAGAACACGUCCCGUUGCCAAACGGUCUUCAGGACUUGUGUGUGUACAUUGCAUUUUCUCAUCGCACUGCUCUGCAGUCCGCCACGACUGGCUAGUGACUACGAAAUAAUUGCAAUUUAAAUUACGUCAUCGCGUACGUCACGAGUACUAUCAUCGACUGGCGGUGGUAUCAACGACUACAGUACUACAGCAAUAACAAUAACAACAAAAACGUACUAUCGUAGUCGACGGACCACGACGACCUGUGCGCACCGGCAGCAGAGCAACCGAUUCGCAACGCCGAGCCGCCCGAAAACGUUGGUCCGGCGGCGGCACGGCAGAUUCGCACGACCAGGACUCUGAGAUUAAAACGCGGUAAAGUAAACAAACAAACAAAAAAAAAACAACAAAAACAACAAAACACGAAACGACGCGACACGACCGUCCGUAACAAUACAAAACGCCGCAACACUUUUUAACGGUCAUACUGGAGACGCGCUGCAGUCGACCUCGGGUGAAUGUUUUUCGUAUUCACGCGGUCGCCGGUCUACAACAAGAGCAGUGGUGGUUGCAUUGCUACGAGUGCACUUUGUGGGCUAGGUACAGGCGGUUAUUAUGUCCCAGAAGGUAUUCAAAGAGCACUCCGAGUUGUUUCCGAUCCGCGACGUACCCGCUGUAGUGGACGUGUUCCGCAAAGAGCUGGAAAAAAAAGAACCGGACCUGUUGCUGCUGUCGCUGGUGGCUGGCGCCAUCGAGAACACGAUGACUUGCGUCCGACCGACCACAGAAGUGCCGAUCGUCGUGACGGCUGAAACCAACUUUGACUUUGAUCAGGUACCACUGAGGCUGCCCGACGUCGAGCUGCACAUUGUGGAAGCUCUGUACACAAAAUUCUACUCGCUCAUUAAGAGCAGCGUUGACCCUCUGCAUUUUGACGACCGAGACGGACAUGCCAGCCGAGAACUUGUGAAAAGGGUGUCCGACGUCAUAUGGAACACGCUCACUAGAAGUUACUAUAAAGACAGGGCACACUUGCAAAGCAUGUAUAGCUAUUUAACAGGUUCAAAAUUGGAUUGUUUUGGUGUUGCGUUUGCUGUAGUAGCUGCUUGUCAAAUACUCGGUUACAAUGAUGUUCAUUUGGCUUUGUCUGAAGACCAUGCAUGGGUUGUAUUUGGUCCAGAUGGUAGUGAAAACGCAGAAGUUACCUGGCAUGGAAAGGGAAAUGAAGAUAAACGUGGACAAAAAAUUAAAGAUUCAGGACCUGGUCAUAGGUCAUGGCUAUAUGUUAAUGGCCACCCCGUAAUUUGUAAUAGGCAUAUGGAAGUAUCAGCAUUAGUUAGCUCUAUUAACCCAAGUAUUAACCAAUCUAAUGAUGCUUUGGAAGUCGCCACUCUUCAAAAAAAUCUUUUGUGGCUUCUUUAUGAUGAAGGUCACUUAUCAAAAUUUCCACUUGCUUUAGGUAACUUAGGUGAUUUGGAAGAGUUAAAUGCAACACCUGGAAGACCUCCUUGUACAGCCUUAUUUGAAGAAGCUAUUUCAGCUGCUCGAAUAUACUACAGUGAUAUGUUUGUCUAUCCAUAUACUUACCAAGGUGGAUAUUUCUAUAGACAUAACAUGAUUAAAGACGCUUUUGCAAGUUGGGCCAAUGCUAGUCAAGUUAUAAGCAAGUAUAGUUUUAGUAAAGACGAUGAAGAAUUAUAUAAAGAAAUGAUGGAUAUUGCUUAUGAAUUAAUACCAUACUCAUUGAAAGAAAUGACAUGUGGCAAAAGUCGUUCAAUAUUGAAUAACCCACAAUGUUAUGCGUAUGUGUUAUUAAUUUAUGAUGGUCUUUGUCUUUGGGAAGAAGAUGGAACAACCCCAGUAUUACACAUUAAAUGGGCAAAACAUUUUAUAAAUUCCAUUUCUAAGUUUGAUGAUAGUGUGAGAACAAGACUUAUCAUAUUAGAACCAAAAGAUUCUGAAAAUGAUAGUGGUGUAUUACAAGAUUAUCAUGAUACUAACAUGAAUAAUAAUAAUCGUCCACUACCUAAAGAAAUUUUAAAUACUAUUCCUGGCACAGAAGAAGAAACUAAAUCAGAACUCCACCCUGGUAUUAAAGCACUAACUGCAGCUUGCAGCGAGCGAAUAUUGAAUCGAGAGUUCUUAUUACAAGGUGGCGGAGAACCUUUUGUUGGUAGUUCUGAUGAAUUACCUAUUCCUACUAGUACACCUCAAGCACCUACUUUAGAAACAACAUUAAAAGAUGAUGAACCUGAAACCAAAAUUGAGUUGAAAAGUAAGAAGAUGAGAAGCAUGAAAGAUCUACUAAUUGCAAAGAAAUUGAAUACACAAGCAAUAAGUUUACAAAUGAGUGCUCAGUCUCAAGGGGGAAAACGUCAUGCACCUAGAGAUAAUGCAGAACCAAUAUCCAGGCGGAGUAGAAGAAAUAACAACUAAUUAAAUGUAUACUAAAAAUGCAUUAAACGUAAGUGCAAUUUUUUCUUUCAAAAAUAAUUUACUUUAUUUUAUACUGAAAGACUUUGAUUAUGUUACUUAUAUUUUAGGAGUUUAAAUUCUUUACUAUGACUCAUAGUUGAGAUCGGUAUUUUAUUUAGAAUCUCUUAUUAAAGAUAUUUAAUCUAUAUAUUAUAUAUAUUUCAAAAAAACAUAGGU
This is a messenger RNA of Acyrthosiphon pisum (pea aphid), 2847 nucleotides long. It is a transcript of the gene Mnn1, whose product is annotated as menin 1. The coding region runs from base 811 to 2631 and encodes 606 amino acids. The transcript has 6 exons. Lineage: Eukaryota; Metazoa; Arthropoda; Insecta; Hemiptera; Aphididae. The record is from RefSeq and is a predicted model, not a curated record. Gene Ontology annotation, biological process: negative regulation of cell cycle; regulation of transcription by RNA polymerase II; negative regulation of cell population proliferation. Gene Ontology annotation, molecular function: Y-form DNA binding; chromatin binding; transcription cis-regulatory region binding. Gene Ontology annotation, cellular component: histone methyltransferase complex; chromatin; nucleus.